Messenger RNA from Ornithorhynchus anatinus (platypus), 2884 nucleotides. RefSeq names its product DEAH-box helicase 15 (gene DHX15). Lineage: Eukaryota; Metazoa; Chordata; Mammalia; Monotremata; Ornithorhynchidae. Gene Ontology annotation, molecular function: ATP binding; RNA binding; RNA helicase activity. The coding region runs from base 63 to 2435 and encodes 790 amino acids. The transcript has 14 exons. The record is from RefSeq and is a predicted model, not a curated record. Gene Ontology annotation, cellular component: spliceosomal complex; intracellular anatomical structure.
GGCGGGGAGGAGGGUCGAGCGGAGCGGCCGGCGCGCACCAGCGGCCCUCGGGGAGCGCCGCCAUGUCCAAGCGGCACCGGCUGGACCUGGGGGAGGACUACCCGUCGGGGAAGAAGCGGACGAGCGCCGAUGGGAAAGAUCGGGAUCGUGACCGGGAUCGUGAAGAUCGUGCUAAAGAUCGCGACAGAGAGCGUGACAGAGGAGAUAGAGAACGGGAGAGGGAGAAAGAGAAAGAAAAGGAAUUGCGUGCCUCAACAAAUGCUAUACUUCUGAGUGCUGGAUUAUCACCUUUAAAAGCAUCGUCACACUCAACACACUCAACACAUUCAACACACUCUGGGCAUUCGACACACACAGGGCAUGCAGGACACACAUCACUUCCACAGUGUAUUAAUCCGUUCACUAAUCUACCCCAUACACCUCGUUACUAUGAUAUACUAAAAAAGCGGCUUCAACUCCCUGUUUGGGAAUACAAAGAUAGGUUUACAGAUAUCCUGGUUAGACAUCAAUCCUUUGUAUUGGUUGGUGAGACAGGUUCUGGCAAAACAACACAGAUCCCACAGUGGUGUGUUGAGUACAUGCGGUCAUUACCUGGUCCCAAGAGAGGGGUAGCCUGUACCCAGCCCAGGAGAGUGGCUGCCAUGAGUGUGGCCCAGAGAGUGGCUGAUGAAAUGGACGUGAUGUUGGGCCAGGAAGUGGGUUACUCUAUCCGUUUUGAAGACUGCAGCAGUGCGAAAACUAUUCUAAAAUAUAUGACUGAUGGAAUGUUACUUCGUGAAGCCAUGAAUGACCCUCUUCUUGAGCGCUAUGGGGUUAUAAUCCUUGAUGAGGCCCAUGAAAGGACACUGGCUACAGAUAUUCUGAUGGGAGUUCUAAAGGAGGUUGUAAGGCAGAGAUCGGACUUAAAGGUUAUAGUUAUGAGUGCUACUUUAGAUGCAGGAAAAUUCCAGAUAUACUUCGAUAAUUGCCCUCUCUUAACCAUCCCUGGCCGUACACACCCUGUGGAAAUCUUCUAUACUCCAGAACCUGAAAGAGACUACCUUGAGGCAGCCAUCAGGACAGUGAUCCAAAUUCACAUGUGUGAAGAGGAGGAAGGAGAUCUUCUACUUUUUCUUACCGGUCAAGAGGAAAUCGAUGAAGCCUGUAAGAGAAUAAAGCGCGAAGUUGAUGAUUUGGGCCCCGAAGUUGGUGAUAUUAAAAUCAUUCCUCUGUAUUCUACACUUCCACCUCAGCAGCAGCAGAGAAUUUUUGAGCCACCACCUCCAAAGAAACAAAAUGGAGCAAUAGGAAGAAAGGUGGUCGUAUCCACCAACAUUGCUGAGACUUCUUUGACAAUAGAUGGUGUUGUGUUUGUGAUUGAUCCUGGAUUUGCAAAACAAAAGGUAUACAAUCCUCGAAUUAGAGUGGAGUCUCUCUUGGUGACAGCGAUUAGUAAAGCUUCUGCCCAGCAAAGAGCAGGCCGUGCUGGUCGAACUAGGCCUGGCAAAUGCUUUAGGCUUUAUACAGAGAAAGCAUACAAAACGGAAAUGCAGGACAACACCUAUCCUGAGAUUCUGAGGUCCAAUUUGGGCUCAGUGGUAUUGCAGCUGAAGAAGCUUGGAAUAGAUGAUUUGGUGCACUUUGAUUUUAUGGACCCUCCAGCUCCUGAAACUCUGAUGAGAGCCCUAGAGCUUUUGAAUUAUCUAGCAGCUUUGAAUGAUGAUGGAGAUCUGACUGAAUUGGGAUCCAUGAUGGCAGAAUUUCCACUGGAUCCUCAGCUCGCUAAAAUGGUUAUUGCAAGUUGUGACUACAACUGUUCUAAUGAGGUCCUAUCUAUUACUGCCAUGUUGUCAGUCCCACAGUGCUUUGUUCGCCCCACGGAGGCCAAGAAAGCCGCAGAUGAAGCCAAGAUGAGGUUUGCCCACAUAGAUGGAGAUCAUCUGACACUCCUGAACGUCUACCACGCUUUUAAACAGAAUCAUGAGUCGGUUCAGUGGUGUUAUGACAACUUCAUUAACUACAGGUCCCUGAUGUCUGCAGACAAUGUACGCCAGCAGCUGUCACGAAUCAUGGACAGAUUUAAUUUGCCUCGUAGAAGUACAGACUUCACAAGUCGAGACUAUUAUAUUAAUAUAAGAAAAGCUUUGGUUACUGGGUAUUUUAUGCAGGUGGCGCAUUUGGAACGAACAGGGCAUUACUUAACCGUCAAGGAUAACCAGGUGGUUCAGUUACAUCCUUCUACCGUUCUUGACCAUAAGCCCGAAUGGGUGCUUUACAACGAAUUUGUUCUUACAACAAAGAAUUACAUCCGUACAUGCACAGACAUAAAGCCAGAAUGGUUGGUGAAAAUUGCCCCUCAAUAUUACGACAUGAGCAAUUUCCCUCAGUGUGAAGCUAAGAGGCAGUUGGACCGCAUCAUCGCCAAGCUUCAGUCCAAGGAAUAUUCACAGUACUGAAUCUAAUGCUGUGAACUGAAGCUAUUCAGAGGACAGCUUUACAGGAUGAAUGAACUCAAAGUUCAAGUUGUGCUCUUCACAUUGGUUCAAUAAUGGCCUUUAUUUGAAAGCUUUUUAAUUUUUCUUUACAGUAAAUAUUCCAUUCUGAUUUCAUAAAUUAAACAUUUAUGCCUCCCUUUUGUGUUGACACUGUAGCUCAUACUGGAAAAGUCGAUCAAUGUUUUGCAGUUUAUUGAAAGUAGUUCUAUAUAUAACAAUGUUAUAAGCAUUUCUUUAGAAAUGGUUGAAAAUGCUUCUAAAAUGUGAUUAUCGACCAUGGUAUGCAUGAUCGUUGUAAUUGUUGACAUUCCUUUUAGAAGUUGUGAAAUGUUACAACUUGUGCUUAUGUAGACACAAUCUUCGGUCUCAGUAAAGAGGCACUGACUUCAAUAAAGUCUAUUUAUACUAAG